Molecule: messenger RNA, 1038 nt
Organism: Arctia plantaginis
Lineage: Eukaryota; Metazoa; Arthropoda; Insecta; Lepidoptera; Erebidae
Source: the annotation of a GenBank genome assembly
AUGGCUGUGACCAUGGCUCUGCUUUGGAUUUCAUUAAUUUUAUCAGUAAUUGGAUCCAAUGGCGUAUACGGUGACGAAUUCAGUAUUCUUCAUACCCCAUCCUCCCUGAAGUUCUCGGGAUCCAGUGAGGCUUCUGAAAGCCUUCUCAAAGAGGUUUUCUCUGCUGCUCUUGGGCUUUCUGUGGAACAGAAUUCUGAAUGGAAUGGAUUGUACAUUGCUGAUCCAUUUAAGACCCCUGAAGCUAUUGUCGAGGUAUAUGUGGAUGGUGUGUCUACUCUAGGUGACUCAAUUGGAUUGAAAUCUAAAACAUUUCUUCUGAAAGCUGACGAGUAUGAGCCAGACACUUUUGCCAAUGUGAGGCAUAGGAUUGAGCAAAGAUUUACUAAAGGUGCUAACAAAAUUGUGGAUGUCAAUCUGUCUGAUGCUGAUAAGUUAGCUUCCCCACAGGUUACAAAUGUAUUUGGUGAGAUAAAGGAAACCAAGGUCCCUAAGAAAUCUUAUUCACAUUUAAAAUAUUCAGUUGAAGAGCAUUAUCAAUUCUUAGCUGAGCUUGAGAGAUUGAAAGCUAUCACAGAGAAGGUGCAGUCUGGCGUUAUUGUUCCCGACAACAUCGUUGAUUUCUAUAACUUCCGCUUUAGCAGUUUACAUGCUCUAUCUGACUAUAAUGGGAUUAACUCCUUACAAACCAAAGAAGCUAAGAAAUUGCUAGGUGAGGCUCUUCUGGAGCUUAGCAAUGCUUUUAAGAAAGCUUAUGAUGGAUCAGUACUUGUAACUGUUGUUUCCACUGAUGUUGUCCACACCCGCAGAAUUCGAUCAGCCCAAAAUGAAAAUCCUGAAACUGCAGCAGUUCCAGAUGCCGAGGUUGACAAUGAUGGCUACAAUGCUGACUACCCUGCCAUAUUUAACAUCAUUCUUUGGUUUGGUGUGGUGUUUGCAUUUACUCUCAUAGCCAUUGUGUAUGCUAUCAUGGAUAUGGACCCUGGCAGAGACUCCAUCAUCUACAGAAUGACUAGCACCAGGAUGAAGAAGGACAAUUAG